GCGGGGCGGGGCGGGGCUCCGGCGUCACGGACUCUGGCGUGGCUGAACCUGCCGGCGUCCCGUGUCCGGCGCCCAGCGGGCGCGGGAUCCGACUCUGGCGGGAUGGAGGAGGGCGGCGUGGUCGACUCGCUCCUCUCCGGAGCUUGUGUGCUCUUCACCCUCGGAAUGUUCUCCACCGGCCUCUCGGACCUCAGGCACAUGCAGAUGACCCGGAGCGUGGACAGCGUCCAGUUCCUGCCCUUUCUCACCACGGAUGUCAACAACCUGGGCUGGCUGAGUUACGGGACCUUGAAGGGAGAUGGGACGCUCAUGUUCGUGAACGCCGUGGGUGCCGUGCUGCAGACCCUGUAUAUCUUGGUGUACCUGCACUACUGCCCUCAGAAGCGCGCCGUGCUCCUACCCACAGCAUCGCUGCUGGGGUUCCUUGUCCUGGGCUAUGCCUAUUUCUGGCUCCUGGUGCCUGACCCCGAGGCCCGGCUUCAGCAGCUGGGCCUCUUCUGCAGCGUCUUCACCAUCAGCAUGUACGUCUCACCGCUGGCUGACCUGGCCAAGGUCAUUCAGACCAAAUCAACAAAACGACUCUCCUUCUCACUCACAAUUGCCACCCUCCUUACCUCUGCCUCCUGGUCCUUCUAUGGGUUUCGACUCCGAGAUCCCUACAUCAUGGUGCCCAACCUUCCAGGAAUCCUCACCAGCUUUAUCCGCUUCUGGCUUUUCUGGAAGUACCCACAGGAGCAAGACAGGAACUAUCGGCUCCUGCAGACCUGAAGCAGCUCACCUCACCCCUUAUCGCCAGCCGGAUACCAAAGAGAGCCCCUUGGUGCAGCCGGCCCUCUGACCCGCUCUGUGGGUGCGGCGGGUUGUGGGGCGACGGCUACUUUGCAGUCAGAGGGCUCAACGAAAGAGCUUUACUGAGACGCUCAGGUGGGACCCGGGAGAUGAAUCACGUUUAUUUUUUAAGAGAAAUUAC
Messenger RNA from Oryctolagus cuniculus (rabbit), 970 nucleotides. RefSeq names its product solute carrier family 50 member 1 (gene SLC50A1). Gene Ontology annotation, cellular component: membrane. NCBI's taxonomy places the organism in Eukaryota, Metazoa, Chordata, Mammalia, Lagomorpha, Leporidae. Gene Ontology annotation, biological process: carbohydrate transport. Gene Ontology annotation, molecular function: sugar transmembrane transporter activity. The record is from RefSeq and is a predicted model, not a curated record.